Molecule: messenger RNA, 5885 nt
Organism: Seriola aureovittata
Lineage: Eukaryota; Metazoa; Chordata; Actinopteri; Carangiformes; Carangidae
Gene: cadm3
Product: cell adhesion molecule 3
Exons: 11
Coding region: 387-1619 (410 amino acids)
Biological process (GO): homophilic cell-cell adhesion
Cellular component (GO): presynaptic membrane
Source: RefSeq, a predicted model, not a curated record
UGUUUUUGCUGCAGUGAACGGUAGCCGUGGAGAGGCAGAGAGAGAGAGAGAGAGAGAGAGAGAGCGAGCGAGAGAGAGAAAGAGCGAUACAAACAGAGUGAGAGAGAGAGAAAGAGAGAGAGAGAGGGAGAGAGAGCGGAGGAAAAAGCAAGAAAAACAAGGAGUCAGGCGAAGGAACAAGGAGAUAAAAAAGUCGAUAAAAGCAGAUUGAGAGGAGGCUCCGGACAAGCGACUGCUGCGCAUCAAAGGAGGGACCUUACUGGGGACCUUAUUGGAGACCAGCGCCAACAAAACCCGACUCCGGAGGCGGAAUAUAACGGUGACUCUCCAGAGCUCCUCUGCCCUCCUGAGGAUUCAGAGAGACAGGCGGAUCUGCGCGCCCGACCAUGGCCUUCCCAUCAGCCCCCUCCGCAUUAUGGAGUGUCAGCGUAUUGACAGUACUAUUCACAGCUGCGGUUCACAGCAACAUUGUCUAUGACGACGACCCCUUGCAACCAGUGACCUCAGAUGAGACGGUGUCCGUUGGGGGCACGGUGACACUCACCUGCCGGGUGGCCGAGAGCGACAACUCCUCGCUGCAGUGGUCCAACACUGCGCAGCAGACCCUGUACUUUGGAGAGAAAAGAGCGCUCAGAGAUAACCGCAUCCAGCUGCACCGCUCCACCUCCACGGAGCUCUCCAUCACCAUCGCUGACGUGCAGCUGUCCGACGAGGGCGAGUACACCUGCUCCAUCUUCACCAUGCCAGUCCGCACCGCCAGAGCCACCGUCACCGUGCUAGGUGUGCCCGGUAAACCUCAGAUCUCGGGCUUUGAGAAUGCAGUGCCGGAGGGGGGCAAAGUCACCCUGACCUGCAUCAGUACUGGCAGCAAACCCCCUGCCAGGCUGAUCUGGUACCGCGGAGACCAGGAGCUGGAAGGGCGCCUGGACGUGGUGGAGCCCGUUCCGGACGAUCCCACAUACAAUGUGAGCAGCGAGCUCACGCUGGAGGUGAGCCGCAGCGACGACAACGCCCUCAUCACCUGCGCCGUCGACCAUCCCUCUCUCGCCCCGGGGGACAAGAGGAGCGAGCAGGCUCUGCGGGUGUUGUAUUCACCUGAGGUGGUUAUCUCUCCUGAAAACAAUUUGCCCAGAGAGGGAGAGAAGUUUUUUCUGCAGUGUUUGGGCAAUGGCAACCCAGAGCCCACCACCUACAUGUGGGAGAAGAAAGAUGGAGAGCUCCCCCCACUGGCCAAAGUCGACGGUGCUUUCCUGCGCUUCGAGAUGCUCAACAAAUCAGAUAAUGGCGUCUACCUCUGCCAAGUCGACAACGGCAUAGGAAACAACCAGGGGGAGUACACACUCCUGGUGCAAGAUGCUGCAGAGAACAUUGCAGACCCCACAGCCAUGUUGACCUCUUCGGGGGUGGACCAUGCUGUGAUCGGAGGGGUGGUGGCUGUUAUCGUCUUCAUCCUGCUCUGCCUGCUCAUCGUCCUCGGCAGAUACCUCAUCAGACACAAAGGAACGUAUCUGACCCACGAAGCCAAGGGCUCGGACGAUGCCCCCGACGCCGACACAGCCAUCAUCAACGCAGAGGGAGGCCACUCUGGAGCAGAGGACAAGAAGGAGUACUUCAUCUAGAUAGAGCAUGGAGGAGGAGGAGGAAAAGUUGGAGGACGUGGAGGAGAGGAGAGGGGAGGAGUGAAGGAAUAAAAACUCCAUUUUGUUUUCACAACGCUUCAGUUCUUCACUCGGUUGGAGGGAUGAUGGAAGGGGAAGGGAGAGAAAGAACUGUGGACAGGAUAAAGUGAUUCAACUGGUACUACCCUCUUUGCAUUGAUACAGGGAAGUGAGAUUUUGCACUGACAUAUGAACGAACUGUAGUUACACACUCAAACACACACAUACACACACACACACACACACACACACACACACACACACGAGUCAAUUUUGGGGAAAAAAAAACUCUUCUCACCCAGACUCGAAUGCUCGUAGACGCUCAGAUUAACAAACACGAGCCUCCUACUAACACGUCUGAAUUAUGACACAUUAACACAUUUUUACACAAAGCAUCGUAUCCUAUUUCUAACUGUCAACGCCUCGAAAAAGCAAAAUUGUAACUCACAUUCCUGGCAUCCCUAGCUGAUAUUUCACUUCUCACCACCCAUGCCAACCUGUCUCCUCAAUAUUUAAACCAAACCAGCUCUGUCUUCUUUUUUUUUUUUUGUCCUCAUUCUCUCUAUACGACAAGGCGGUAUCCCUCUGUAAACACCCUCGUGGCAGAGAAAUCCAUCUAAAUUAUUAGUGACAGACAUAAUCUCCCUCUCUCACUGUUUAAUCUUUUUAUGCCAUCAAACUUCUUUCUGUGCCCUCACGCACUCCCGGUACGAGCCCACGUUUUUUUCCCUCAGCGCAGCACCACACAACAUGUAACACUCAUGCAAAAAUAGCAUUCCCACCUUGCGCUACAAAGCCGAGGAGCUCCAGUAUACAUAUAUAAAUAUAUAUAUAUAUAUAGAAUUAUAUAGCAUUCUUUUUACUUGACAGAAAAUGUUUGGUGUGCUGUAAAUACACUCUCUCUCUGUACUCUUUCUACCUUCUGUCGCCUUCUACCUAUCUUCCCUCUCUCUCUCUCUACAUCUCCCUCUCUCCUGUAUCUCAUACAGUCUGUUACUGCAUUACAGUAACUUAUAUACUCUUAAAAAAAACGCCUGCCUGUUUUUAUUACAUGCGUGGAAAUGCAGAGUCGAAAAUAUCAGUAUCUGGGGAAAAAAAUAAUAAAAAUAACAAUGAUGUUGCGAUGAAAACUAACCUUAUCUGCAAAUAUUUGUAUGAGGAACGUUUUCCUUAUUUUUUUUUUUUUCUUUGUUAUUUUUCUUCCUAUUUGGUUUCUUGGGACUUAUGAGGGAUUUUCCCUCGUCAGUGUCUCAGUGUGUUACCGUCAGUGUUAACAGUUUACAGUGUCUGUCAGUUUGUCAGUCCAGGAGUCCAUAAUCUGAUUUGAUUUCCAACUUGUGGUUCGAUUUGGAGGUUUAGGGUUUCGAUGCUGUUUGUUCUCUUCUGUGCCCCACCUCCACUGCCGCCAUUUUAUCCCCGCUUAGCUGGCCCCUCCACUCCCAAACACCGAACUGUAGCAAAACCUCGGUCGAACACAGUUUUCAAAAAAGGUGUCAACAUGUUCGGUGGAGCUUUUUUCCUGGAGUAUCGCUGCGUGCUCACGGACCGCUGCAGUCUUCUUUCCACUCGGCCCUGCUGAACGCACCUCUCGCCUCCACCUUUUUGUUUUUUCUCCCUGCAGCAGACUGCUUGUCUUGGCGCGGCCACCUGGCGCUAAAUUCAUUGAGUAGUGACAUCAUGACUUCCUCUAAGAAGCUGGCACAGUCGCUGUUUCGGGGAGGUGAAAAUGCUUGCUUGCUUUCCACUACGGGGCCAAACAGGACUGCCUACAUACAUUAUGACAAACUUCCUGGCAAAAAAAAAACAACAACAAAAAACCUUCUCUGUUAUUGUUCCUCUUUCUUUUUUCUCUGUGUGUGUUACUGCGAGCAGGAAUCAUUCGCCAGCUUAGCAAAAGGUUCCCAUAAAUGAACAGUGUUUUAUUAAGGUUGGGAGUUCGCCUUGGCACUGGUAAGCUCCACUUGGCCCGGUCGUGGAAAUUGAUUGCAAUCUAACUAAGAGGCUCUGGGCCCCAGACUGUUCACAUGCCAAGGUUUUCCUUGGUGGGCAAGGUGCCGAGCCGGAGUCUGGGCUGCACUAACACUGAAGAAAGUCAUUUAGGAACUUAAAUGUCCUCUUCUCUUUUAUUCCCUCCGCUCCGCUCGUCCAUUUCUUUUCAUUCUUUAAUUAAUCAUCCCGUCUACGUCCUGAUCCACCUUCACCCGGUCCUUCUUCUCCCUCAUCGCUCCCCCCUCCCCUCCAUCUCUGGUAAUGUCUGAUUCUCCUUGCUGGUCUCUCUCUCUCUCUCUCUCAUUCAGGAGUUCAUGUAGACGUACAGUAGAAGUAGCGUCUCUAGGUUUUUGUCGGCGUUCGCUGAUGGGUCUCCGCGGCACUUUUUCUGGAGUGUCCCGGAGAGGAAUCCAUUUGCUGUUGUCAGUCUACCCGUAGACAGUUAUGUCUGUGAUAGUUUUUUGUACACCUUUUUUGGGAACGUUCAGGGAUUGUGCUUUUCGUACCUUUCCCCCGCAUUAUCGUUAACUGCUACCUAGCUGGCUGCUUUUGAAUGAAGGAGCCAAGCUAGAAUGUCUAUAAGCUAGCUAUACCACAAAGAGUAAUGUGACCUGAAGCAGGGUCAGCUGAUGUUUUCUUUUCUUCCUAGAGCUCUCGGUUGAAAUCUGGGGUGGCCACGUAGUAAACUUGGCUUAAACAGUGUUUGAAUUCCGUUGCACAUGGUUUGGCAACUUUAAACGAACCGAGGUGAAUAUUUCGUCGAAAUUCGUAACACUGUUUAUCUCAUGUUUUCUCUGCAACACUCUAUAGCCUUUCACAGUAAACAUGUCUGCAGACCAGAGGACGGGCUUUGUCUCACGGAGCUCGUUGUCCACUUUGAAGAGAUACCUUUGAUUUGUAUUAAACCCCAGUCUAAUUCUGCUCUAUGAAUGGAAAAAGAAAUACCUGCCUCAUACUCAAAAAGUGUAGUGUCUUUUAAAAACUAAUGGACCUGUAUUUGCCUGUAAUUUAUCGUCCUGUCCUUUGUCUUAGUUAAUGUGCUAGCAUGUAGCUUGCAUGAGAAAUGGUUGGAAAUGUAGAUAGUGUUGGAGAUGAGAAGUGUCGACAGGCUUCUCUCAUGAGACAAGAGCGGCGGUCCGCCCAGCUGACUUCCCUGCUGUUCUCUGAUCUGCAAACAUAGGCCGUGUCCCAGUUAAACCCAUCUGUACCUCCACAACACUGCAGUGCUCGAGGGGAGCGCUGAGGCAACGAAUGAAGUAGGAAUUAUCCUGCUUUCCCCCGCCGCUGCUACAUUACAACCACACUGAGGUACAUUGGCGUUGAGUGGGGCCUGUGCAGUCUAAUCCAUAUUUCAUUGCAUCAGUGCAGUAAUGACAAGCUGUCACCAGAUGCCAGCAAACAGCAGCUUUUCUUGUCCCUCUUCAGUCAGGCCGAGCUGUCCUGCCCCAUCACAUGACGCUCACCAAGUCCUCUUCAGGCAGUCGCACACUACCUGCCGCUCAUCUCUUUUCUUUUUAUAGUAUAAGCAAAUUGAUUUUUAAAUUAUGUUUUUUAAAGGGUGUGCAUAAUCUUAAAUGUAUUACUUUCAAUUCAAUUGAUAAUCAUUUUCUUUUUUUUUUUAAUUAGUUUUUUCCAAAACUUGAAGGUUAGAAAUUUUAGUUUUCGCGCAUUUUAUUGUUUCAACAACCAUUUUUAUAUAAUUUCAUGUAUAUAGUGUUGCCUUUACUCUUACAAGCGCACCUGUACACACUUUGCACACACACUUUGGGCACAUGCACAUGCACACACACAUAUCUGGAUAUGCACGGCAGGCAUGACGUCUGUGACUAUGGUGUAUUUGUACAUAUGUGUGUGUAUGUGUGUUUGUGUAUGAGUGUGAGGUGUGUAUUAAUUGACCCAAACAGGCUCCGGAGACACUCCUGUGUGUGUUGCAUUCACAAAAAAUGUAAUUAUAAUUUUCGACGACUAAAACAAUGUCUUUCCUUUUAGCAUUAUUGUUUCUGAUGAAAAGUCUUCCUUUUGAAUAAAUGUCCAUAUCACAUGAGAAUAGUGCUGUCAUGUAUGUUGAUUUGUACUAUCGCUGAUGAUGUCAUCAAGGCCAGAGCCAACCGCAUGCUGUGGUGGGUUUGCCUCUGUUGGCUCUUAUGUUCAUACAGUAUUUGUUUUAUUUGGGGUUUUUUUGGUUAAAAUACCAGUUCAGUUGUUGACUUCAAUAAACAUGCAUUUGGGUUAAUUUCA